GCCGCCAUAAGUCACAGCUGACAAACAAAUCCUCCUAUCCAGUUUCAUUUUUCUGCUUCCUUUUUUUCUUUUUUGGGGGGAGUGAAAUGUCUCAAGAAGAAGAUGUGAUAUUGUUGGACUUCUGGGCGAGCAGGGUUGGGAUGAGAGUAAGAAUUGCUCUGGCUGAGAAGGAGGUUAAGUAUGAGUACAGAGAAGAGGACCUCACGAACAAGAGCCAGCUGCUUCUCCAGAUGAACCCGGUUCACAAGAAGAUCCCGGUUCUCAUCCACAACGGCAAGCCGGUCUGCGAGUCCACCAUCGCAGUGGAGUAUAUUGAUGAAGUUUGGAAGGACAAAGCCCCUUUGCUCCCCUCUGAUCCUUAUCAGAAAUCCCAGGCUAAGUUCUGGGCCGAAUACAUCAAUAAGCAGGUUUAUGAAGCUGCUAGGAAAACAUGGACUUUGAAGGGAGAAGAACAGGAAGCAGGGAAGAAGGAGUUCAUAGAAGUCUUAAAGGUGCUGGAAGGAGAAUUGGGAGAGAAGCCAUACUUUGGGGGUGAGAGGUUUGGGUUUGUAGAUAUUUCUCUCAUUGGAUACUACAGCUGGUUUCAUGUGUUUGAGAGCUUUGGCAAUUUCAGCAUAGAAGCUGAGUGCCCUAAGCUGUUUGGAUGGGCUAAGAGGUGCAUGGAGAGGGAGAGUGUCUCCAAGACUCUUCCUGACCCUCACAAGGUCUAUGAGUUUGCCAAGAUAAGGAGGGAGAAGAUGGGCAUUGCUUAAACACUACUUAUCAACUAAUAUAUCAUCAAUAAAUAUAUAUGUGCUCAAUUUCAUUGUGUUCAAAUCCAAUCAUAGCUAGUUUUGAAGGGUUAUGAAUGCAUCUUGGAGUUUAUGUGUCUGUUUGCAGGAUGUGGCUGGAGUCUUAUGUUUAGCUAGGACACUUGUUGGAUUAAUAGACUUUGAUCAAGUGAGAAAUGUCUCUAAUAUGACAAAUGAGAAUGAAUAAUCUCAGUCUUAAAUAUAUGGUGUUGCACUUAAAAUAACUUAAUGUUGCGGUAUGAUUUGAAUUUUGUAAUGUUGCUCUGAAACUGCUUCACGUUGCACUAGACUGAUGAUGAUGCAC
Cuscuta epithymum is the source of this 1095-nucleotide messenger RNA. NCBI's taxonomy places the organism in Eukaryota, Viridiplantae, Streptophyta, Magnoliopsida, Solanales, Convolvulaceae. The record is from the annotation of a GenBank genome assembly.